AUGGACGCCGCCGAACCCGAACAGACCCCUUUCGAAGCCGUGACGACCCAGACGUCCAGGCUCAACAUGAAAUACCAAGCGCUGCUUGAUCAGUCGACGCCCUACGUCCUAUACCGAUGGGUCGGCACCGGUGCCAUCCUCUUCCUCUUCUUUUUGCGCGUCUUCAUCGCCCAGGGCUGGUACAUCGUCGCGUAUGCCCUUGGCAUCUACCUUCUGAACCUGUUCCUCGCCUUCCUGUCGCCCAAGUUCGACCCAUCAAACGAGGCCGCCGACAAUGAGAUGGAGGAUGGCUCUGUGGGCACCCUCCCCACGCGCCAGGACGAGGAAUUCAAGCCCUUCAUCCGUCGCCUACCCGAGUUCAAGUUCUGGUACUGGACCACCAGGGCCGUCGUCAUCUCCUUUGCCUGCACCUGGUCCCAGAUCUUUAACGUGCCCGUCUUCUGGCCCGUUCUCCUCAUGUACUGGUUCAUGCUCUUCGCCCUCACCAUGCGCAAGCAGAUCCAGCACAUGAUCAAGUACCGCUACGUUCCUUUCACCCUCGGAAAGAAGACGUAUGCCAAGAACAGCUCUUAA
Molecule: messenger RNA, 573 nt
Organism: Geosmithia morbida
Lineage: Eukaryota; Fungi; Ascomycota; Sordariomycetes; Hypocreales; Bionectriaceae
Product: Rer1 family
Exons: 4
Coding region: 1-573 (190 amino acids)
Biological process (GO): protein retention in ER lumen; retrograde vesicle-mediated transport, Golgi to endoplasmic reticulum
Cellular component (GO): Golgi membrane
Source: RefSeq, a predicted model, not a curated record